GAGCUGAAGUGACCAAAAGAUCUGGAGCUCACUGCGGAGACACUCAGCUGGAGAUAUCAGACCUCCCCGCGGGCCACCGCGCAGACAGGAACACUACAGAAGUGACCCCGGAGAUCUGGAGCUCCCCACGGAGACGUCGGCUCAAGAUAUCGCUCUCCUCCCAGCCUCGUGCAGACAGGAAGGAACACCACAGAAAACACCCAGGAGCCGGGAGCAUGGACCCCAGCAAGUCGCCCAGCGCCCCUUCCCAGGACUGGAACCCCGACAGCAAAUCGGGAAUGACUAAUCCCGCUCCCCCGCCGUACCAGGAGUACCCUCAAUACCCCGCAGCGGGCUACCCGCCGGCGGGACAGCCCGCGCCUGGGAUGUACCCCCCUGCGCAGCAGUACGGAGGGGCGCCAAGCCCGUACCCGCCCCAGCCGGGGAUGCAGUACCCGCCGGGCCCGGGCCAGGGCCAGUACCCGCAGGGGGCCCAGCACAUGGUCACCGUCCAGCCCACGGUGUACGUGACCCAAACGCCGCUGAUUCAUCCGAAGCCGGACUACCUGGGCUACUCCAUUUUCACCAUGCUGUGCUGCUGCUUGCCGCUGGGGAUCGCCGCCCUGGUCUACUCCAUCAGGACCCGAGAUGCCAAUCACCAGGGCCAGCAGCAGAAGGCGGAGAUGAAUUCUCGCACGGCGCGCAACCUGAACCACGCCGCCCUGGGCAUCGGCAUCGCCCUCAUCAUCCUCUACAUCGUCUACGCCGCCGUCAUCGCCAACAGGUUCAACUGAACGCCGGACGUGAAUCCAGCUGUGCUCCUUAGCGCCCCCCCCCCCCCCCCGGUCCCCUGUCCCCGCGCACCCAUUUUUUAUUAUUCAAAGUGUCAUCUCUCCUUGCUCGCGUCAUCUCAUUUUUAACCACUUUCUCAUCACAGAAGAAUUUCAUUCUGUAGACGUCCCCUUUCAAAACUCCUAGUUCUGAAAUUUCAAUGAAGCAGAGUGUGUUGCCUGCAAGAGAUUGUCCAAAUAUAUUAUUUUGCAAUAAAAAAAAUCCUUUGGUGGAUAAAAGCCUUUUAUAAUGUUUAUAACAAUCAAUUGAAGGAUAGUGUGUGUGGCCUGGAUAAUGUACACUUCAAUCCCAGUAAGCAUAAAUACCAAGAAAAGAGUACAGCCAGAACUGUUCACUCAGCUUAAAGUUCGGUUGACAACAAAUUUUUUUACUUAAAGUUUCUUAGAAUCUCAGACCAGUGUUGGAGGACUUCUUCUUCUUCUUCUUCAAAACGAAUACGUUGAGAAUGCCUUAAGUACAUAUUUUGCAAGCAUUUUGAUACCACAGCUACAAUUUAAUAUUUGCCCAGUUUUGUACAAAUGUUUCAGCUUAGCCAGGUUAGCCAAAGAUUUUUUUAAAAACCAUUUUUGCUUUUAGAGUAUCUGUUUUUGACUGUUUUCAUUAACAAAUUACAAAUAUAUUGUUUAUUCAUUAAAUUGCAUAAAAUAGAUGUAAAAUAGAAGAAAGGAGGCUCUAUGAAGUAUUGUGUUCUGUGUUCUGUACUAAAUAUGGAUAUUGGGCAGAUAUUGGAACCUUCCUCCAGCAUGUCACAAUACACUCUUCCAUGCCUCCGCCUAGAACCAUCAACAGAAUCCUUAAAUAUAGUCCAUUAUGUGAGCAUGUAACUCUAUUUUUGACUGAAUACACUAAUAUGUUGCCAUUCAGGAAAAAUAAGUGGGAAAUUGAAUUGGACCAUAAGCAUAUGUCAACAUUUAAAUAAAAAUGUUUAAAAAAAUUUUUUUUAAUUAAAAACAUUCAAAAUGCUUAAAUAGUUUAAAUUCCACGUAAAAGCUGAAUAGAAUUUCCUUUUAACAAAUGCAAUUCAUUUUAACCACAUUCAUAAUUUUUUUCCACACAUUUUAAGAUGUAUUUGUAUAAAUACUGUAUAUGGUAAAUAUAUAUUUUAUUUUGAAUAUCAUUUCAGAUCACCUGCUCCUAAUGAUUUGGUUGCCCAUCUGUAGAACUGUAGUUUGUCAAAUAGAAUAACCAUUGUGUUUAAUUGUAUGUGUGCUCUGUAAAGGUAAAAAAGCGUCUCUAUAAAGUGUCAAAGAAGGAUAUGUUAACUGUUUAAAAAAAUAAAGUACUCCAUGAAUAAGCAUAA
Anguilla anguilla (European eel) is the source of this 2131-nucleotide messenger RNA. Its product is annotated as cysteine-rich and transmembrane domain-containing protein 1-like. Lineage: Eukaryota; Metazoa; Chordata; Actinopteri; Anguilliformes; Anguillidae. The coding region runs from base 216 to 773 and encodes 185 amino acids. The record is from RefSeq and is a predicted model, not a curated record. The transcript is spliced from 4 exons. Gene Ontology annotation, cellular component: membrane.